AGACUCCAUCUCAAAAAAAAAAAAAGAAAAAAAGAAAUUAGCAAGGUUUUAAAAAAAUGAAUCAAAGGUUAGUACUUAGGUAUUGGUCAGUGUAUUUCCUCCUGUUGCCAAAGAAAAGAAAAGCUUGAAUGACAUUGACAAAUAAGAAAAACAGGCCUCAUACCUGUGGAAUGAUUCGUAUGCUGUAGUUUCACAAUCUGAAUUUUCAGAUGGACGUUAGCCAGAGUGCAAGCCUGAGGCCUGCUGUGGAAAACAGUCUCUGCGCUCGAAGUACACUGUCACAUUCUUUGCAUCAAGACAUCUUGGCCACACAUCCUGCCAAGGGCCUGUGGCUUGCAGCUUUUACUCAUUAAACCGUGAGACCAAAUUUAUAAGAGGAGGGGUGGGGAGAUUUUACUUUGAAUGACUUUAUUUUGGAAUGGUUAUGGUAGAAAUGCUCUAGCGACUACUUAAGAAGCUCACACGGGUCCCAAUUUUAAUGCUCUCAGCCCAGGAUAAUUGCAACUCGUUCUCUAGAACUAAGGUCGGAUAUCAUAUUAGCUUCCAAAUAGUUUUACAUCCAAAAUAUCAUGUGGACAAUCUAUCUAAGGGUGAAAAACCGAGGAAGCCUCUUGUUCUGAACUGUGGGUAAAACGCAAGAGGAGCAGAGAAGAUGGCUUUGAGAGGCCUCUGUGUGAGAAAAGCUGGGAGCUGGGCAAGGCUGGGAGGAGGCAGGAAGCCCAAGGGGCUCUGCAGGCCCUCCAUGAGCCCCAAGACUCCCAGGCCACAUGGCUGUCAGCUCCUGCAGGCACCUGGGGCCCUGGGCUCCCUGUCACAGGGUCAAGCCCCGGAGAGACUGCUGCCUUCUACACUGUGCUUGCAAAGGUGCUACAGGAAACCCUCUUACCUGUAACUUGCUAAAGCAACUCUGUUGAUUGGUUGACUUUGAACAUAACGAAGGAGAGAAACACAGACAAACAAAACAACUUUUAAAAGAGCAUUUAUUUUUAGAAUGCUUUGACUUCUUGAAUUCUUCUUGGUUUCUCAUCACUUCAGGGACUUAACAGACAGACUGCAGGAAUCAGAGGGGUGACUAUAGCUGACUGCCUUCAUUCCAGAGAACCUGAGACACACGGCAUGAGGAGGAAGGCAUUGUGAAGGAGAUUGACAUCAGCCAUCAUGUGAAGGAAGGCUUUGAGAAAGCAGACCCUUCCCAGUUUGAGUUGCUGAAGGUUUUAGGACAAGGAUCCUAUGGAAAGGUGUUCCUGGUGAGGAAGGUGAAGGGGUCCGAUGCUGGGCAGCUCUAUGCCAUGAAGGUCCUUAAGAAAGCCACCCUAAAAGUUCGGGACCGAGUGAGAUCGAAGAUGGAGAGAGACAUCUUGGCAGAAGUGAAUCACCCCUUCAUUGUGAAGCUCCAUUACGCCUUUCAGACAGAAGGAAAGCUCUACCUGAUCCUGGACUUCCUGCGGGGAGGGGACCUCUUCACCAGGCUCUCCAAAGAGGUCAUGUUCACGGAGGAAGAUGUCAAGUUCUACCUGGCUGAACUGGCCUUGGCUUUAGACCAUCUCCACGGCCUGGGGAUCAUCUACAGAGAUCUGAAGCCUGAGAACAUCCUCCUGGAUGAAGAGGGACAUAUUAAGAUCACAGAUUUCGGCCUGAGUAAGGAGGCCAUUGACCACGACAAGAGAGCGUACUCCUUCUGCGGGACAAUCGAGUACAUGGCCCCCGAGGUGGUGAACCGGCGAGGACACACGCAGAGCGCCGACUGGUGGUCUUUCGGCGUGCUCAUGUUCGAGAUGCUCACGGGGUCCCUGCCGUUCCAGGGGAAGGACAGGAAGGAGACCAUGGCCCUCAUCCUCAAAGCCAAGCUGGGGAUGCCGCAGUUUCUCAGUGGGGAGGCACAGAGUUUGCUGCGAGCUCUCUUCAAACGGAACCCCUGCAACCGACUGGGUGCUGGCAUUGAUGGAGUGGAGGAAAUUAAGCGCCAUCCCUUCUUUGUGACCAUAGACUGGAACAAGCUGUUCCGGAAGGAGAUCAAGCCACCAUUCAAACCAGCAGUGGGCAGGCCUGAGGACACCUUCCACUUUGACCCCGAGUUCACAGCACGGACGCCCACAGACUCUCCUGGUGUCCCCCCGAGUGCAAAUGCUCAUCACCUGUUUAGAGGAUUCAGCUUUGUGGCCUCAAGCCUGAUCCAGGAGCCCUCACAGCAAGAUCUGCACAAAGUCGCAGUUCAUCCAAUUGUACAGCAGUUACACGGGAACAACAUCCACUUCACUGAUGGCUACGAGAUCAAGGAGGACAUCGGGGUGGGCUCCUACUCAGUGUGCAAGCGAUGUGUGCAUAAAGCCACUGACACCGAGUACGCUGUGAAGAUCAUCGAUAAGAGCAAGAGAGACCCCUCGGAAGAGAUCGAGAUCCUGCUGCGGUACGGCCAGCACCCGAACAUCAUCACCCUCAAAGAUGUCUAUGACGAUGGCAAGUUCGUGUACCUGGUGAUGGAGCUGAUGCGUGGCGGGGAGCUCCUGGACCGCAUCCUCCAGCAGAGAUACUUCUCGGAGCGUGAGGCCAGUGACGUCCUGUGCACCAUCACCAAGACCAUGGACUACCUCCAUUCCCAGGGGGUUGUUCAUCGAGACCUGAAGCCGAGUAACAUCCUGUACAGGGAUGAGUCGGGGAGCCCGGAAUCCAUCCGAGUCUGUGACUUCGGCUUUGCCAAGCAGCUGCGCGCGGGGAACGGGCUGCUCAUGACGCCCUGCUACACGGCCAACUUCGUGGCCCCGGAGGUCCUGAAGCGUCAAGGCUACGAUGCGGCGUGUGACAUCUGGAGUUUGGGAAUCCUGUUGUACACCAUGCUGGCAGGAUUUACCCCUUUUGCAAAUGGGCCAGACGAUACCCCUGAGGAGAUUUUGGCGCGGAUCGGCAGUGGGAAGUAUGCCCUUUCUGGGGGAAACUGGGACUCCAUAUCUGACGCAGCCAAAGACGUCGUGUCCAAGAUGCUCCACGUGGACCCUCAUCAGCGCCUGACAGCGAUGCAAGUGCUCAAACACCCCUGGGUCGUCAACAGAGAGUACCUGUCCCAAAACCAGCUCAGCCGACAGGACGUGCACCUGGUGAAGGGCGCGAUGGCCGCCACCUACUUUGCUCUAAACAGAGCACCUCAGGCCCCGCGGCUGGAGCCCGUGCUGUCGUCCAACCUGGCUCAGCGCAGAGGCAUGAAGAGACUCACGUCCACGCGGCUGUAGCAGGUGGGACCCUGGCCCCAGCGUCCCCCGCCAGCGUCCUCGUGGGCUCGCAGACCCCGGCCUCGGAGCCCAUCUGGCACCCAGAGUGACCACAAGUCCAGCAGGGAGGCGGCGCCCGCCCUCGCCGUGUCCGUGUUUUCUUUUUCAACCCCGGAGAGGGUCCUGACCCGGGGGCUUCUCCAAGCCUCACUGCGCCAGCCUCGCCGCCCGCUCUCUUUUCUCCCAAGCAAAACCAAAUGCGCCCCUUCACCUCACGUGCCCGUGCGAGGCCGGGGGCUUCUUUCAGAACCCGCGGGUCUUCUCCUAUCACGGCUUCUUUUCUGCCAAGAGAUCUGUGUUCCAAUUAUGAAGCCGGUCGGUUUAGUCAGACUUGCGCUGCCGACGUCCCGGGUACCCGGUGGGAAAGUGGCAGUGCAAAGGCGCAGCCGUCGGUGGUUGCAGGGCCCUAGAGGGCUGGGGUGACCUGGUAUCCUGGGGCUCCCCACGGGCUGGAUGAGGGGGUUGGCACUGUGGCGUCCAGGGGGAGACGCCUGGUUCUGCCCAAAAUAAUCCAAAGAGCCGUUUCCUCCUCGCCCUUCAGUUUUUGCCUGAGGUGCUGGGUAGCCCAUCCUAUCCUCUGUCCCAAAUUCAAAGGAGGAGUAAGAGCCCAGGCGACAGCAAGGUGGGCUGGAUCUUUGCCUUGAGAGCUCCGUGUCACCACGGAUGGAAGGGGGCGCCUCCCGGAGGAGCCUGUGUCCACCUCCAGUCUUGGCUUUCCCCCAGGGGCCAAGUGCACUGGGCUGCCCUUGGUCCCCAGCUCCGGUGGUCACACAGCUACCUGGAGGCUUUGCAGGGAGCCGUGGGUUCUCACGCCUUCUCAGCCCUGUGUCAGCUUCCUGUGUGCUCACCCAAAGCCGUGGUUCUGCUGUGUUCACUUCGAUUUUUCUGGUCUACGGAGAAACUGUGAAUUUGAGAAAUGGAGCUCUGUGGCUUCCCACCCAGUCCUUCUCAGUCCAACUGGAGGCUGGAGGGAGACGCAGGCCCCACCCAGCAGACUAAGGGGCAGGGGCACAGGUCGGAGGGCAGCGGAGAUCAGCGUGGACAGGAGCGAUGCACUUUGUAGAUGCUGUGGCUUUGUGUUGCGUUUUGUGUCUCUGUUGCACAGAUCUGUUUUCACACAGAUCCGUAUACCCUAGGGUGUGCACACAGGGUGGGUGUGGGGCAUUUAGGCCAUGCUGUGCUCUCCUUCAUUGAGUAAAAUCGAGUGAGAGGUUCCAGGCAGGAGGCUUGAUGCCCAGUCCAGCCCGCAGAGGGAACACACGGGUCCUUCAUUCUCCCGUAAGGGUGUUGAAGAUGCUCCCCGGCGGCCGCCAAGCCAGGGUACCCAGCAAGUGGACUGGGUGGGAGGGGGCGCCGCUCACCCCCUCACCCUGCAUUACUGAAGAGCCCCGCGUCUGCAGCAAGCGGAGCUUCAGGAGGCCUCCGCUGGCCACAGCCAGGUUUUCCCUAAGAAAAUGUUACUGUGUUGGGAUUUGUUCCCCCUCCAUCUCGAUUCUAGUACCCAACUAAAAACAAAACAAAACAAACAAACAAAAAAAUGUGCUGCGUUCUGAAAAAUAACUCCUUAGCUUGGUCUGAUUGUUUUCAGACCUUAAAAUACAAACUUGUUUCAGAAGCUUUAAUCCAUGAAGAUUUUUUUUUUCUUAGAGAAUCACAAAACAUAAAAGGAGCAAGUCGGACUGAAUACCCGUUUCCAUAGUGCCCACAGGGCAGUCCUCACCUUUUCUCCAUAGAAGAUGCUUUUUCCCAAGGCUGGAAUUACUUCCACCAUGAUGAAUUUGCUUUUUAGGUCUUAAUUAUUUCACUUCUUUUUAGAAACUUAGGAAAAAGUGGAUAAUCCUUAGGUCACAGAAUUUGUCCUCCCAGAAAUGAACAAAAGUCAUCACCUCUUCUGCUUGCUACGCAGGCACAAGCUCAUGGUCUUUUUCAGUCAUCCCAGUUUGUACAGACUUAGCUUCUGAACUCUAAGAAUGCCAGAGGGACUGACGAGACUCCCCAUCACAGCGAACUCUGUCCUUACAUAUAUUUGAUGUGCAUCAGCGGAGGAGAACACUGGUUUGGCCCUGCUCUGCCGAGGGUCUGUGAAAUACCUCUACUUUCCUUCCCAUAUGCAGAACAAAGUGAUACUGGAAAUCCUUCCACAAAAGUCAGCCUAAAGAAGCUAUGGUAUCAUAUGUUAAACUAAGCUUUCAAAACCCUUAGUGAUAUAGCAGGUGACUGCUUUCAAGCAGCAGUCGACAUGUAAAUGAAGGUGUUCUUAGAAUUCGCAUUUUACCAGCUCAGCGCACCUCCACGUCAAAAGAAAUGCUCUGUAUGAUUUGCACAAAUGACAUAGACCUCCCCAAAGGUUAAUUGGCUCUCCUUGCUCACACAGAUCAUCUCAUAACCACCACCCCCCGCCCCCGGGUCAUGAAAAUCACAGAACUUAAUACGCACACUGAACCCUAGAUCUCAGGCUUCCUGACCUACCGCGAGUGGCCCCUUGCUGGCCACCCUAUAGGGUCCUCCUUCCCUGGCAGCCCCCUGUGUGGGAGAAAUACCUGAUUCUCCCAAUCUGCAGUGGGAGAGCUUUGCUGAAUUCCACCCCAAAGUCAAACAUGGGCAAGAGGUGAGGAUUUCACUUUUACCCUCAAGUCCGAUUUGUCUGUGAUUUUAAACUAACUGUGUAUGUAUUGAUGUUUGGAAGAUUGUUUGAAUUUUAAAGUGGUAAUAGUACUUAAUGUUAGCCAGUAUUGUUCAUUAAAUGGCGUUAUCCUAAAGCUGCACUUGGGAUUUUUACCUAACGCUUUACUGAUUCUCUCAAGCACAUGGCAAAGUUUGAUUUGCACUCCGUUCAUUUUCUGACACGGUUUUGCUGCCUCCUACCUUUCUAAGCGUCAUGCAAAUUCGAGAACGGAGAAGGACGCUGCCGGUCCCUGAGCAGUGCGGAGAGGGCGGCAGGUGGACUCCAGCGCAGCUUGAGGGGCUGAGGACGGAGGCUGCAGCGUCUGUGUCGUUCUACUGAGCACGCUUCUCUGCCUCGCUCCUGACUCAGCACUUUGUUCACUGGCUCAGCAGUUAUGUUUACACAUCAUUUUUAUGUUCCUGCUUUGUAAUUCAUGUUUGAGAUGGGUGGCCACUGUACAGAUAUUUAUUACGCUUUCCAGACUUUCUGAAUAGAUUUUUUUGAAUAAACAUGGUUUUAUGAAGUGUAA
Cercocebus atys (sooty mangabey) is the source of this 6457-nucleotide messenger RNA. RefSeq names its product ribosomal protein S6 kinase, 90kDa, polypeptide 2 (gene RPS6KA2). Bases 1290 to 3224 code for a protein of 644 amino acids. Gene Ontology annotation, biological process: protein phosphorylation; intracellular signal transduction. NCBI's taxonomy places the organism in Eukaryota, Metazoa, Chordata, Mammalia, Primates, Cercopithecidae. Gene Ontology annotation, molecular function: magnesium ion binding; ribosomal protein S6 kinase activity; ATP binding. The record is from RefSeq and is a predicted model, not a curated record. The transcript is spliced from 21 exons.